Cyprinus carpio (common carp) is the source of this 4168-nucleotide messenger RNA. Its product is annotated as receptor-type tyrosine-protein phosphatase eta-like. The transcript is spliced from 20 exons. Lineage: Eukaryota; Metazoa; Chordata; Actinopteri; Cypriniformes; Cyprinidae. Gene Ontology annotation, molecular function: protein tyrosine phosphatase activity; protein binding. Gene Ontology annotation, biological process: protein dephosphorylation. The record is from RefSeq and is a predicted model, not a curated record.
UGAUCAGGAAUCUCAAAGUGACUGAAAUCACAACAAAAUCUGUGUUUCUGAUAUGGGAAGAACCAGUUGGAAAUAGAUCUUUAUUUAAAAUUCAGUGGACUGGUGAUAAAACAACUGAGAAUUCAACAUCUAGUAACACUUCCUAUCACAUCACUAAUCUGACUGCUGGAGUCAAUUAUUCAUUUAACAUUACAGCUAUUGCGGCAGAUAAAUCAACAGAAGGAGAAUCAGUGGUUACCUCAAACUAUACUAAGCCUGACGUCAUAAUAAACCUCACAGCUGAUGAUAUUACAGCAUCCUCUAUCUUACUAAACUGGACUAAACCAAACGGCCAAAGCUCCCGUUACCGUGUAGAAUAUGAAAAUAACAAUGUGACUACUAAAAACACCUCCAUCAAAAUAGAUCAUCUGACUCAUGGGGCACAUUACACAUUCAGAGUGUUUGCAGUUGCAGCUGAUCAUGUGACAGAGGGGAGAGCCAGUCAGAUUUCACUUUAUACCAAGCCAGAUGUGAUCAAGAAUCUCAGAGUUUCUGAAAUCACAACAUCUUCUGUGUUUCUGACAUGGGAUGAACCAGUUGGAAAUAGAUCUUUCUUUAAAAUUCAAUGGACUAGUGAUCAAAUAAAUGGAUUUUCAGCAACUACUAACACUUCCUAUAACAUCACUAGUCUGACUGCUGGAGUAAAUUACACAUUUACCAUCAUUGUUCUUACUGCAGAUAACAUAGGAGAAAGUGAACCUUUUUGCAUCUCAAAAUAUACUGAGCCAGAUGUGAUCAGGAAUCUCAGAGUGUCUGAAAUCACAACAUCAUCUGUGUUUCUGAUAUGGGAAGAACCAUUUGGAAAUAGAUAUUUCUUUAAACUUAAUUGGACUGAUGAGAAAACAUCUAACCAUGUAAUAACCAAUAACACAUGGUAUAACAUCACUGGUCUGACUGCUGGAGUCAAUUACACAUUUAACAUCGCAGCUGUUGCAGCAGAUAAAUCAACAGGAGCAUCAGUGGUUACCUCUAAAUAUAUGAAGCCUGACAUCAUAAUGAACCUCACAGCUGAUUAUAUUACAACAUCCUCUGUCUUACUUAACUGGACUAAACCAACUGGCCAAAGCUCCCGUUUCCAUGUAGCAUAUGAAAAUAACAAUGUAACUACUGAAAACAGCUUCAUCGAGAUAAAUUAUAUGAUUCCUGGAGCACAGUACACAUUCAGAGUGUUUGCAGUUGCAGCUGAUCAUGUGACUGCGGGGAAAGCAAAUCAGAUUUCACUGUAUACCAAGCCAGUGAUGGUCAGGAAUCUCAGAGUGACUGAAAUCACAAUAUCAUCUGUGUCUCUGACAUGGGAUGAACCAGUUGGAAAGAGAGAUUUUUUUAGAAUUCAAUGGACUGAGAAAAUGACACAUGUAACAGCUACUAACACUUCCUAUCACAUCAAUGAUUUGACUGCUGGAGUCAAUUACACAUUCUGCAUCACUGCUGUGGCAGGAGAUAAAUCAACAGAAGGAGAAACUUUCUGCAUCUCACAAUAUACCAAGCCAAAUGUGAUCAGGAAUCUCAAAGUGACUGAAAUCACAACAACAUCUGUGUUUCUGAUAUGGGAAGAACCAGUUGGAAAUAGAUCUUUAUUUAAAAUUCAGUGGACUGGUGAUAAAACAACUGAGAAUUCAACAUCUAGUAACACUUCCUAUCACAUCACUAAUCUGACUGCUGGAGUCAAUUAUACAUUUAACAUCACAGCUGUUGCGGCAGAUAAAUCAACAGAAGGAGAAUCAGUGAUUACCUCAAACUAUACUAAGCCUGACGUCAUAAUAAACCUCACAGCUGAUGAUAUUACAGCAUCCUCUGUCUUACUAAACUGGACUAAACCAAACGGCCAAAGCUCCCGUUACCGUGUAGAAUAUGAAAAUAACAAUGUGACUACUAAAAACACCUCCAUCAAAAUAGAUCAUCUGACUCAUGGGGAACAUUACACAUUCAGAGUGUUUGCAGUAGCAGCUGAUCAUGUGACAGAGGGGAGAGCCAGUCAGAUUUCACUUUAUACCAAGCCAGAUGUGAUCAAGAAUCUCAGAGUUUCUGAAAUCACAACAUCAUCUGUGUUUCUGACAUGGGAUGAACAAGUCAGAAAAAGACCUUUCUUUAAAAUUCAAUGGACUGGUGAUCAAAUAAAUGGAUAUUCAGCAACUACUAACAGCUCCUAUAACAUCACUAGUCUGACUGCUGGAGUCAAUUACACAUUCUCCAUCACUGCUCUUACUGCAGAUGACGUAGGAGAAAGUGAACCUUUCUGCAUAUCAAAAUAUACUGAGCCAGAGAUAGUCAGGAAUCUCAGAGUGACUGAAAUCACAAUAUCAUCUGUGUCUCUGACAUGGGAUGAACCAGCUGGAAAAAGAGAUUUUUUUAGAAUUCAAUGGACUGAGAAAAGGACACAUGCAACAGCUACUAACACUUCUUAUAACAUCAGUGAUUUGACUGCUGGAGUCAAUUACACAUUCUGCAUCACUGCUGUGGCAGGUGACAAAUCAACAGAAGGAGAAACUUUCUGCAUCUCACAAUAUACCAAAUCCCCUGAGUCGAACACUUGGCUGAUUGUUGGUGUAGUUUUGGCAGCGAUUUGUUUUGUCUUUAUUAUCAUUCUGAUUCUCUUCUUCUAUUCAAAAAGACAAACAAAGGAUCAGUAUCCUGACAUCCCUUUACACAUUUUUAGUAAUACUGCUAUGAGAACAGAUGAUUAUGAAGACCACUUUAAGCAGAAACAUGCAGAUGGUUUUGCUGAAGAGUAUGAGAAGUUGAAAACUGUUGGAAUAGCACAGUCAAAGAACGCUGCCCUGGCUAUUGAAAACAAGAAGAAGAACCGUGACAGCAAUGUAUUACCUUAUGAUGCUUCAAGAGUCAAGUUAUCAGUAUGUGGCAGCCCCUUUUAUGAUUACAUCAAUGCCAGCUAUGUCCCAGGCUACAAGUCAAGAGAAGAGUUUAUAGCUACUCAGUGUCCAUUGCCCACCACAGUGGAUGAAUUCUGGAGAAUGAUCUGGGAGAAGAACAUCUACACCAUAGUGAUGCUGAACAAAUGCAAUGAGCAGGGAUGAGUAAUGAAAUGUGAGAAGUACUGGCCAUCUGGCACUAAUAAUUAUCAUAACAUCUCUGUGACAACCACCUCAGAGACAGAACUGGAGAAUUGGAUCAUAAGAGACUUCGAAAUCAAAAAUGUGAAAACAGAAGAAACUCGUAACAUAUGCCAGUUCCACUUCACCGAAUGGCCAGAUUAUGGAAUUCCAACGGCCACUGAAGUCCUCAUUGAAUUCAGAGGCCUGGUAAGAAAACACAUGGACCAGUACUCACGCCACUCUCCAGCUGUGGUCCAUUGCAGUUCUGGUGUGGCAACAGGGGUCUUCAUUGCCAUUGACCACCUGAUCUUCCAGAUUGAAAGAGACAGUAUGGUGGAUGUCUAUGGAAUUGUUACUGAUAUGCAAAUGCACAGGCCUCUCAUGGUGCAGACUGAGGAGCAAUAUUCUUACCUCCACCAGUGUGCGUAUGACAUAAUUCGAUCAAGAACUGGAACAAACAUGGAUUUAAUUUAUCAGAAUGCAGCAGCACCCCAGAUCUAUGAGAAUACAGAAUAUCUAAAACAACAAUAAAAUGUCCCUUGUUGACUGAUUAGACAGAUUUAAGAUUGUAUAAAGCACAUUUUAAACUUGAUUUCAAAAUAAUGAAAUCCACACUUUACAUAUAGUUGGAUGUAAUUUAUUUCCUGCAAAAUAUUCAAAAUAUGAGUAACAUUUUAAUUUGAAUAAAUAAAUUAAAAACGUUAAAAACACUGAAAAUGCUGAUACACUUGAUCAGGUAAAUAUGUCUAAUAUUUUAAUCAAGAGAUUUUUUUUCUACUUUCAUUUUUAUGUUAUUUUAUUUUACUUUUCCAAAGAUAAUAUUUGUAUAAUUUGGCAUUAUAUAUUUACUGUAACCCCUGUACAUUUCACAAAACAUUUAUCACGUGUUAUUUAAGAGAAUAUGUUAUAUAUGGGACAGUUUUAUGCUUAUUUUCAACAUUCUUUGCUGGUCAAGAUUAUUCGCUUGGGAUUUGUAAUGUACUGUAUAUACUUAUUAAUGUUGCACUGAAUAUCAGCACAGCUAUGAUAACCUGCACUCUUACUCAUGUAAUAUUGCUUAAAUAUAUUUUAUAAAG